Messenger RNA from Asterias rubens (European starfish), 3552 nucleotides. Its product is annotated as heparan sulfate glucosamine 3-O-sulfotransferase 1-like. Gene Ontology annotation, molecular function: [heparan sulfate]-glucosamine 3-sulfotransferase activity. The transcript is spliced from 2 exons. NCBI's taxonomy places the organism in Eukaryota, Metazoa, Echinodermata, Asteroidea, Forcipulatida, Asteriidae. The coding region runs from base 971 to 2350 and encodes 459 amino acids. The record is from RefSeq and is a predicted model, not a curated record.
UUGUACAUACGGUGGUAACUUGAAAAACAGUAAACGAGACUGAAAUCGCCGAUUAUGCUUUUAUUUCUGGUUUAUUGUGGAUGGUAACGCGGACAAAUCUACCACCUACACACACACCAUGACGGAUACUAGUCUGGACUAAAUCUUUGGCAACGAUCUACAAACAGAUUGGGUUUCAUUUGUGGCUUCUUAGUUUAGAUUGAACUAUGAACUAAUAUACGUAGAAAGCAGCUUGGCUUCGCUCGGUGGUAUAAACCCUAUGGUGCUUUACCGUGCUGUCCGGUUUAGUGGAGAUCCUGAGGUGUUUCUUGAGUUUGUAUUGGUUGGGCCGAGUCAGUCACCAUGUUGUUUUAGAACUCCUCGCACCUUUCCACAUUUUGUUUGCACGACAUUUAUUCAUUGCAACAUAAGUUGUUUUCUUGGUGGUGGAACAUGGAGGAAGGAGGUGGUUAGAAUCGCGUUCGACACCCCCCCCCCCCCCCAACCCAGGCGCUAACAACAGCUGAAAAUGUCAUAAAUGGUUGACCUAAACUUCAACAUUUCCUGGAACAUGGUGGGAAACUACCUUCAACAAGUACAAGAGGUCAAGUUCAAGACUGACUCAGAGACAGAGAAAGGUGCAGAUACAAAAAGGUUUUUCGACUGCAAGAUCGACUAUCUUAUCUAGGAUUAGACAACUUGUAUACAACACGGGUCAAGAAACGAUGAGCUGUUGAACUUGAACCACGUCAGAAGGAUGGGAUGGAGGUGAUUCAUGUACCGUGUGGUGCUGUAAACGUCAACAUCAAUGCACGUGAGAACGAGGUUGAGUGUAGCAAUACAUCUGUGGUGAAGCCAAGUAGAGUCCGGAAUCUUCACUUCAAAAUCUGUUUUUGUUGACAUGUGUUUCGAGUGGAGUAGGUGAUUUGGAUUAAAAACAUUGUUCCUGAUUCUAUUGGAUGUGCUAAGAGGCUGUGGCUAGACAUACGAUAUGGAUAGCACAAGCAUUUUGUCGAGGAGUGGCAUUUUCCGCUCACGGAAAAGACUGUUUUCAUUUAGUCUGGUAGCCGUGACCUUAACGUUAGGAUUAAUUAUGCUCGGGGGACAGCGGCCGCAAGGGUUGUACAAAAUACACAAAUCGUUGGAGUCCGGCGCCAGGUACAAGCCAACUCCAGAGUCGCCUAAGGGUAAGAAUGACGUCAUCAAUUUGUACACUGAAAACGUCAUUACCUUUUUGCAGAACAUUACAGGAGCUAAACGCACUUCGCCGAUAGAGGUCGCUACGCAGGAGCUGAAUUGGCUCCACGGGGAUGUGACGUUACCAGAACAAGCAUACUCUGAUAUUGAGCCACAUAACGCGAGCAAUGCUUCAUACGCCAAUCAAACAAAUGCCACAGUAAUACCUCGAAAGGCAGUCAAUGAGCAAUGCGCUAAAUGCUGCUACAGCUACACCCCUAUCGAGAAAGGAAUUGCAGAAGUGUUUCCAGACUAUGCCCUUAAAGAGAAAGGCUGCGAAAAAAGACUACCAGACGCUAUGAUAUUUGGCGUUAAAAAAGGCGGCACCACCACUUUAAAAAACUUUGUUAGCUACCAUCCGGAUAUCGCGUUCACCCCUAAAGAGUUGAAGUUUUUCACGUCGAGCACUGAAUUCAAAAAAGGAUUGGAGUAUUACAGAAGUCAGAUGACCUACUCGACGCCAGAGCAGAUCUCAAUGGAGAAGACCCCGGCUUACUACCAUUACCCUAAAACCCCUUCGCUGAUAAGCAAGACGCUACCGAACGUCAAGUUGAUACUUAUCAUGCGGGAUCCCAUUGAGAGAGCCGUGUCAGACUUUGUCCACUUACAAGUCACCAUUGCCAAGAAGUGCCCAUAUUUACUGUCCUCAAACGCCACUGGCAUGGAACUCCUUGACCUUAUUAAUGGAUGUACAAAGAACAGCGGCUAUUUCAUGGCUGAUACCUUUGAGAAGUCGAUCAUUAACUCGGACGGUGAGAUCAGGUCAUCCAAUCAGCUCAUCGCUAAGGGUGUGUACGUCAGAGACAUACGGAGGUAUCUAAAGUACUUUAAGAAAGAGCAGAUACUUGCGCUUGAUGGAGAGGCCUUUAUAAAUGAUCCUUACCCCACCGUCAAGAAAGUAGAGAGCUUUCUUGGCAUCAGGGAUUACUUCACCAGAGAAUAUUUCUACUUCGACGUUCAGAAGGGUUUCUUCUGUCUCACCGAGCCGAUACCAAACAACUGCAUGAGCGCGUCGAAAGGGCGCCCUCAUCCGGAAAUACAAGACGCCGUUUUGGAGAAACUCAAGGAUUAUUACCGGCCAUACAAUAAGGCCUUAGCUCUGCUCAUGGGUGUUGAUCUGCAGUGGUCUUCUUAAUGAGAAAACUUUCUACGCAAAACACUAUUAAAUUGUAAGACCUUAUUUAUUGGGUAACACUAAGGGUAUACAUUGUACAAAGUUGGUAAGACACUACUCUAUAUUAUUGCAAAGGUCGUGGGUUCGAAUCCCACCCGUGUAAUAUGCCUGUGAUAUUGUUGUUGACAGAGCUCAAGAAAGUACUGACUAUAAAGUAUACAGUGGUUACACACAUCGGUAUAGUGUAGGGUGGGUAAAACCAACAUUAAUAUUCUUUAACCCCAACGCAAAUUUCCACCUAUUCUGCGAGUUUCUUCCAUGUACAGAUCAGUCAAUUAUUGUCCCCACCGAUUCUUCACCCACCAUUUCACCGAUUAAAAAGUAAGUUCAAAGAUGGAGUGCACAUGACGUCAUUGGUCGCCAUCUUUGAUGAAAAACAAAGAAGAGUGCAUGCUAGCGACCUCAGCCAAUACAAAAAGUUCACUUGUGCAGUGCACUAUGACACGUUUUAUACAGGGGUCUUUUGCCAGACAUAAAACGGAUUAAUUUGUUUGACAGAGACCCAGAUCUCAAUUUAUUUCGAGUUUGUUUCGGAUCACAUUCGAGUUCAACUGGAUAACUUCCGUGGUGGGUUUUUGAAAUCAAAGAUGGCGGCGGCGGACGUCGCUAUUGGCUUUGGCUUGGGCUUCGGCUUCAGGCUCCGGCAUCUUGUUUGAAGCCCUGCGCAUAAUUUUCAUGACAACCGCGGACCAAGCUAGUCUGAGCUGAAUCUGGAGCUAAAAGCCGUGGUUUCGAAAAGGGCCAUAGUAAAUCAUUCUGUUCACAAUGUGCAGAAAAAUUUUGGUUAGUUAUACACAUUUCACUCUCUUUGGUUUGGUUUGUUUAAUAUUCAAAAUAUUAUUUACUGAGGAUGCUGCUUUUAUUGACUGUUGUCUUAAAGGCUAAAAUAUACUUUUGUUAAUUGCACUAAUUUAAAGAACCCAAUUCUUGUCUCGUACAUUGACUUGCUUGAUCACAAGGUACUGCUUAAAUUUGAUAUCCUCAGACUAUUGAGACAGUUGCUACGUCACAUGAUUAGGGGCAAGCUUUUGCGUAUUAAGAUUGUGAAAACCACACAAAAUUAUGAAUGAAUUUGCAUGAAACACAUAUAAAAAUUAUAACAAAUCUGUGCAAAUUUGGACUCAAUCGGUCAUCUAUGUUGCGAGAUAACAAUGUUGCCAAUG